Stereum hirsutum FP-91666 SS1 is the source of this 1134-nucleotide messenger RNA. RefSeq lists its product as uncharacterized. NCBI's taxonomy places the organism in Eukaryota, Fungi, Basidiomycota, Agaricomycetes, Russulales, Stereaceae. The coding region runs from base 1 to 1134 and encodes 377 amino acids. The record is from RefSeq and is a predicted model, not a curated record. The transcript is spliced from 2 exons.
AUGGGUCCGAAACCGUCUCGCGGCACCGCGAGAGGAGCAGCAGCGAGUAGCUCCAAUAGGGGAACGGGAGGCACUGGUAGACAGACCAGACAGCAGAGGCGAACGUCUGAUACAGACGUAGAGGGUUACCUCCAUGACGAUGACGAUGGAGAGGACCCUGAGCAGCCUGCUAAGGGAAGCGAUAGCGAGCACACAGAGGGGAGUAAUAAUCCUCUUGCUCAGACGCCUCCCUCCGUGCCUACCAUCCCAGCGAACGCUGAGAAAAUUUCCCCUCAGCAAUCGGGCGAGCCGAAAAAUGUCUCGGACAGCCAAGUGCGCAGACCCGAGAGUGAUCGCGAUCCCGAUCACAGCACCGAAACUAGUAGCGGUGCACACCGAGCUGAAGGAGCUUCCGGUCUCACUGAAACCGGACGUGAUCGACGAUCACCAGAGCGUCGAUCUCAGACGGAAGCUGAUCCAAACCCUAAUCGAGAUCCAUUGGUGGCAAAGAUCACGGUUAUAGUGAGCGAUGCCAGAAAACUAGCGAAGACAACAACUGCGCUAGGAAGAUCGACAGCUGAAUCUAUCAAGAAACAGAAUGCAGUCCUACAGGAGUAUAGCAACAGGCUGUUAGAUAGUCAGGACGCUGUAGAUAAUCAAUUAGCUAAGAUGUAUUCGUUGAUGGACGAAUUGGAUGCUACUAUCGAAGACGAUGGUCGAUAUCACAUAGUCGAUCAAGACAGUGCUAGAGAAAGUAAAGACCUCGACGAAAGAACACCUCCACCUAGACCCACGGACAAGGGCAAAGGCAGAGACGAUCGAGAGCGAACUGCUAGCGUAGAUCUUUUUAAAAGGCUUCCCGGCGAAACUGACGCUGAUUAUAGGCGUAGAAAAAUCGUCGUCCACGAGCAAUUAGACCGUGACGAAGAUGUAGCCGAAGAAUUACAGGCUGAGAAUCGAGAACGCCUGAGAGCUGAGCGCACGCUCAAAGCCUUAAGACUGACCCGCCGAGAAUGGAAGGCGAAAGCGAAGAGGCAUACCGUACUCGAGUCCGGAAUUUUAGAAGGAUUCAUGGUCCAGCACCAGAGCGCCCAUCAAUGGAAAGAGACCUACCUCCCCAUAGAAGUCGACCUAGAGAUGACAACAAUGAAGUGA